Molecule: messenger RNA, 4708 nt
Organism: Malania oleifera
Lineage: Eukaryota; Viridiplantae; Streptophyta; Magnoliopsida; Santalales; Ximeniaceae
Product: mediator of RNA polymerase II transcription subunit 15a-like
Exons: 12
Coding region: 201-3833 (1210 amino acids)
Biological process (GO): regulation of DNA-templated transcription
Molecular function (GO): chromatin DNA binding; transcription coactivator activity
Source: RefSeq, a predicted model, not a curated record
CAAGUUUCAAACGCAAAACGACUCUCAUGCUGGCGGGUGUAUAAGUAGUACACGCACUCAACCAAACGCACCGUCUUGCUUUCCUCCGCAAAGUCUCGGCGUUCAUGGCAGUCGCCGCCGUCGCCGCUUAGGCCACUGACUCCGACAUCAGAAGUUAGACGCAUACUAACAGUUAGAGGCCAGCACAAGGUGUACCAGAUAUGGAAUCCUGCAACUGGAGGACUCAACUGACCCCUGGGUUUCGGCAAAAGGUUCUCAAAAAUAUACUGGAGAAGUUACAGAAGCAUGUUCAAUCCACGGGACCACAGACAUUAUCAGAAGUUCAAAAGAUUGCUAUAAAGUUUGAGGAAAGGGUAUAUACAGCUGCCACAAGCCAGCAAGAUUAUCUGCAUAAGAUAUCGAUGAAGUUGCAGGCGGUGGUUGCAGUAAAUAAUAAUACUGCUGCUAAACCUUUGAGCUCCAGCUGUACCUGCACACAUGAAAAUCCUCGAGAUCCAGCAUCACAUUGUAUUCAGUCACGGGAGCAUGAACGAAGGCAAUCACCCUCUAUUCCAUUGGCUAAUCAGUCUCACUUACGCCAGCAACUGUUAUCCCAGAACACUCAGAAUAACAUUGGAUCUACUGUAGGGCAAAGUGCUGCCAAUCCCACAGCUGCUCCUAAUGCUGUUGGCCUGGAUCAAAAUUUGCAGUACAUCUCUGGCAUUUUGCAGGAUUCCACAGGAACAUCAAUGGGACAAGGGGUGCCUUCUAAUUCUCAAAGUCAUAUGCAAGGAGCCCCACAUUCAAAGAAACUUGUGCCCCAACAGCACCACCAAGAGUCUCAAAUUUGGAAAAAAUUUCAUCAUGAGCCACAAACUCACACCCAGCAGCAGCAGCAGCAGAAUCUUUCGCAUCCCACUCGGAUGCAAACUUCCCAGCAAUCUGUGAUGCAAGCAUCAUCUACUCAGCAGCCUCGUAAGAUGCAGUCAGUUCUAUCGUCUGGUCUUCAGCAGAAUAAGAAAUCUUCAAAAUUGUCAAUACAGUCUGGAGUUCAGCAACAUCCCCAGGCACUUACCAGGCAACACCGACUGCCUCACCAGGCCCCUGUUAUCCAUCAACAGCAAAUACCAAUGCUGCAGCAGACUAUGUUUCAAUCCCAACAGCAGCAGCUGUUAAUUGGACAACAAUCAAAUCCCACAAGCAGAGAACAGAUCCAGUCUGUCAAGGAACAAACUUGUGUCCCCAGCAUUCAGUCACGGCUGCAGUCGCAACAGUUAUUGGGUAAAAAAGGCGAUAGUUCAAAUGUGCAUCAGCACCAGUGGGGUGAGCAAAGUAAUGUGUGUGGACUACAGCUGCGGCAGCAAUUGCUUGGAGCCCAAUCUGGUGACUCUAGUAUAAAGAAUCAGUACUCCGAACAUAUGCUGCAACAAGCUGGGGUUGCAGUGCAGCAGUACACCCAGCAAAAACCUUCAAUCUCAGUCCCGACCCAAGGGCAACAGACAAAACCACAGCCAUCAGAGCAGCAAGCGCUGUCUCGAGUUCAUUCAAAGUUGGCAAAGAUACAGGAUGAGCCAAAUCCAUUACAGCAAGAACUUCAGACAUCAAGCACAUUGCUCUGGCCACAGCAUCUAAUUGAGCAGCAAAAGCAGUUGUUUCAACCUCAAAAUGUCUUGUCAGAACAUUCACCAAGUGUAAGCGAGGAGGCAAAUUUAGUUGAUUGGCGAGAAGAGGUCUAUCAGAAGAUUAAAAGUAUGAAGGACAUGUACUUACCCAAAAUGCUUGCAAUGCACCAAAAGGUUUCUGCUAUGAUCCCACAGCUGAAGGCAGACCAUAUUAACAGGUUUAAAGAAUUAAAAGUUACACUGGACUACCUAAUAGCAGUACUACAGCUAUCCAAAGAUAAAAUCCUACCCCCUCACAAGGAAAAGUUAAAUGAAUGUGAGAAGUGGAUCAUUGGUAUUCUAAAUUUAGCAAAGUGUAGAAAUCCUGCUUCUUCAUUGAAGCAAGAACAACUUUCAGAAACUGGAAUGGCCUCCCUGCAGCAGGUGCAAGAAUCUCAAACACCUAAAGUGCAGUCACAUGUAGACCAAAUGAUGACAAGCUCGAUAACUGUGCAUCAAAGCAAUGUGAAAGGCUUACAGCUAGGAUAUACGCCUUCUAUAUCUGAGUUUGAAACUACUCAGCGGGAAAAAUGGAAUUCACAACAAGGUCCAAAUUUAAUUUCAGAACAAGAAAAUGCAGUGAGUUCAUUGCGGCAGAUUGCUACAGGAUCUCAGCAAAUUCCUGGGGCCAUUAUUGAACAGGAAAAUAUUAAGACCUUGUCCCAAAUUGGCAUGACUAUGUCACAGCCAGAUAUUAAACCCAUUCAUUCAAAUUCGUGUAUGCAUGUGCAUUUGGAACAGAAAAAGGAUCGGCAAGUAAUACAAGCACAACUUCUGAAGCAAGAAUCUCAGCAACAUCAGGCAAAGAAAUUGGGCCAGCAGCAGUUGGCAGCACAGUCACGAAGAUGUGAAACACCACCGCGUUGGGUUAAUGAACCCAAUGACUCAAAAGUUGUACAUCGUGUGGGUGUUAAAUCACAGGCUCUUCUGCAUCAUUCUGCAAGGGAGCAGUUAAUGUAUCAUAAUCAGCAGCAAUUGAAAGCUGGAGCUUCAUUUCCUAUUAGCUCUCCCCAACUUUGUCAAAGUGCAUCACCUCAGGACCUUCAACAUUGUCCUUUGCAGAUCGGUCAGAAAAAUCUGCAAAAGUCCCUUACAAAAACUGGUAGUCUCUUGCAAUCUAGGAGCUCUCUUGUUGUUCCUUCUCUGCCAAUGUUGGAUCAGCCUGACACUUCAGGAGAAAAUGCUGGAAAUGUUGGGCAUCAACUUACAGGUGAUGCAUUGGUGCCAAUUGAACCUUUUGCCAUCUCAAGUACAGGCAUAUCGGCAUCACUCUUGCUUGCAGAGAUUGAUAAUGCAGACGGUAAUCUUGUUAAUGCUUCAGAAAACAUUUUCAGGCAGUCAUGUGAUGAGAAGCCAGUUCAACACCUAGUUAAAUUGGUGAACUCAAUCUCACAUGAAGCAUUAAGUGCUUCUGUAAAUGAUAUUUGGUCGGUCGUCAGUAUGAUGGAUAUGAUGGCGGGAUCAGCCCCUGGGAAUGGAUCUAGAGCUGCAGUUGGUGAAGAUUUGGCAGACACAGCUAGGUGUCAUCUUCAAGCAAAAUGUUUUUCCGGGCAGUAUGGGACUAAUGGGUUGGGAAUGAUGCAGCAGGACAGGAAUUUGAUGCCAUCAGAAACUGUUUCAUUUGGUGAUGACAUUAACGAUAGAUGUGAUUUGGAGUCAACUGCAACAUUCUGUGUCAAGAGGCCAAGGAUUGAGGCGCAUUAUGCUCUACUGGAUGAAAUAAGGGAGAUAAACCAGAAACUAAUAAACACUGUGGUAGACAUCGGUGAUGAAAAUGUCGAUACAUCAGCAGCAGCUGCAGCUGCAAGUGAAGGUGGUGAAGGGACAAUUGUUAAGUGCUCUUUCAAUGCUGUGCCUGUUAAUCCAAACUCAAAAUCACAGCAUUCAUCUGCAGAAAUGUCAUCAAUUCUGCCCUUAAAAUUACUUGUUCCAACCAAUUAUCCGAACUGCUCCCCUAUACUCCUAGAAAAGCUGCCAGCAGAAGGCAGCAAGGACGAAGAUCUUUCCAUGAAGGCAAAGUCAAAGCUCAGCAUCUCUCUCCGAAGCCUCAUGGAACCUGUGUCACUGAGGGAUAUAGCAUGGAAUUGGGAUGCUUGUGCUCGAUCAGUUAUUUGUGAGUAUGCAGAACAGAAUGGUGGAGGGAGCUUCAGCUCAAAAUAUGGGACUUGGGAAAACUGCCUCAGUGCUGCGUGAUGAUUCUCUGAACAUUGUCCAACAAAACGAAGUUGUUUUCUUCUCUCUUCUUGUGCAGGUGCACCAGGGAACCAUCUUUCUUGGCAAGGUGGAAUUUGGCUUAAACUUUUUAUGUCAGUAACAUGGUUGAACUUGUGUAUGUUAAAAGAGUGCCAGCUCAAACGGUUGUAGUCUGGCCAUUUCUGUUUUGUUUUCUUGGCCCUUUAUAGAGCAGAAACCUAACUAUCAUGUCACUGUUCUUAAAUUUCAGAACAUACUUCGCAAGCCUUUGUUUUUCUUUCCUUUUCCAGGACCCUCUUGAGAAAGAAGCCAUCUUGGUCCUGGGAAGUGAAAAGAGCAGUUCUAUCUAUACCUAAUUUAGAUUUUUCUGAGAAUUAUUUUGAUGUCUACAGGUUAGCACAAUUACCAUCAACAGCAUAUGACAUCGUACCCUCUGAGAUUGCCAAAGCUUCUGCCACUGGUUUAGUGCAAAAGCUAAUGGACCAAAGCCGGCUGCCUUGUUUGUGAGCUUCUAAAAGAUUUCCAUACUUUCAGCAUUACUUAGUAAAUGCAUAUAUGUUAUCGUUUUUUUUCUAUUUUGUCGGCUCACCCGAAUAUGCUUGUUUAUGAUUGUUUGGCCCAACAAAUCAUUUUGCUUCUUGAAUCAAUGAAAAAAAAAAAAUGAAGAUGAGAAUAGAAGCCGAAAGAGAGGAAAUUUGACUUUGUUUAGAAAGAAUGAUAAAAAAAUGUUCCAUAAUACAGCUAGAAAAAAGUUUGUACUAACCAAAUUCUUUUACAUCAAGCUAUACUCACUUUGUUUACACAUCCUUACCAGUGAUAAGGAGGUGAUGUUAAGUGUGUAACUCUUUGAUUCUAUAUAUUUUGAUUCCAAAUUU